CGCAGCUGGCACGGCUGCGGCUGCUCGGUCUCCGCCCGCUCCUCCUGCGCCCGCCGCUUCCCCGCGACCUGGGUUCCCCGCGCCGUCCCCGCGGGCUUGCAGCGCCCGGCCUCCCAGCCCAGGAGCGCGCAGCCGGGGUGCUGGGGACAUAGCAGUGAGCUGGAGGCCUCAAGGCCUUGGUUCCCGCUGAUGCUGCAGCCUAGUGGAUGGAGCCCACAGACCACAAAACCUCCAGGAAAGCAAGACAGUUUCCUGAUGGUGGGGCCCAGCAGGGACUCCCCGGUGGAGUGAGGGAAGUCUGGCCUUUCCUCAGCCCUGCCAUCUGUGUGGUGACCGCAGGCAGACCCCAGAAGGCCCCCAGAAUGAGAGGCCGGAGGUCUCCGUGGUGCUGCUAGAAAUAUUUUGUAGUCUUUCCAGAGAAGAGAAUGCAGCCUCCACACAUGUUUGUAAGGGGCCUGGGUGCUCGCUGACCGCGCGCGGCGCGCCCUUUGCUCCCGGUGCCCGCCCGGGGCGCUGCCAUAGCAACGGCCUGGACGCCCAGACCUUAGGCCGCCGCCGCCGGGGCCCGGCCUUCUCCCGCUGCUCCGCAGGGCUCGGGCGGCGGCGGCCGGGUGGACGCCAGCGCCCCCUCCUCCUCGGAUUCCAGCAGAGGCGGCCGACCGGCUUCUGAGGAUGCCCUUCCAGAAGCACGUGUAUUACCCGCUGGCCGGCAGCCUGCAGGAGCCCGACCCCCCCGGCGCGGGCGCUGCCUCCAUGGCGUGCGCGCCCCCCGGCCUGGCCGCGGGCCCCCUGCCGGUCUUCCAGUUCCGCCCGCGGCUGGAGAGCGUGGACUGGAGGCGGCUGAGCGCCAUCGACGUGGACAAGGUGGCGGGCGCCGUGGACGUGCUGACUCUGCAGGAGAACAUCAUGAACAUCACCUUCUGCAAGCUGGAGGACGAGAAGUGCCCGCACUGCCAGGGCGGCGUGGACCCGGUGCUGCUGAAGCUCAUCCGCCUGGCGCAGCUCACCAUCGAGUACCUGAUGCACUCGCAGGAGUUCCUCACCGCCCAGCUGCGCGGCCUGGAGGAGCGGCUGCGGCUCAGCCUGGCCGACGGCGAGCAGAGCAAGAAGCUGCUGGCCAAGCAGGCGGGCGACCUCAAGCUGCUCAAGGAAGAGUGCAGGCGCCGCAAGAAGAUGAUCUCCACCCAGCAGUUGAUGAUCGAGGCCAAAGCCAGCUACUACCAGUGCCAUUUCUGUGACAAGGCCUUUAUGAACCAAGGCUUUCUCCAAGGUCACAUUCAACGCCGCCACCCAGAAGACUCUCACCUGGAGUAUAAGAAGAGGGCACAGACAGACAGGCUCCAGAAUGAGGUGGACAUGCUGAAGGAGGAACUGCAGCUCACCAAGUCCCAACUGGAGGCUGCACAGCACGCCCACGCCGUCAGAGUCUCCAAGGAAUAUGAAAUGCAGAAGGCAAAAGAGGAAGAAUUUCUGAAAUUAUUUGACCGAUGGAAAGAAGAAGAGAAGGAGAAGCUAGUGGGUGAAAUGGAAAAAGUCAAGGAAAUGUUUAUGAAGGAGUUUAAAGAACUAACUUCCAAGAAUUCAGCAUUAGAAUAUCAACUGUCAGAGAUCCAGAAGUCCAACAUGCAGAUCAAGUCCAACAUCGGCACACUGAGAGACGCACACGAGCUCAAAGAAGAGCGGCCACAGCAACCCCAGGAUUUCCAGAAUGUCAUGCAGCUUCUUGACAGUCAGGAAAGCAAGUGGACGGCUCGUGUCCAAGCCCUGCAUUCUGAACAUAAGAAGGAGAAGGGCCGGCUCCUGUCACAUAUCGAGAAGCUGCGAAGCUCCAUGAUAGAAGAUCUCAACACGAGCAACGUCUUCUACAAGAAAAGGAUAGAAGAGCUAGGACAGAGGAUCCAGGAACAGAACGAGCUGAUUGUCACUCAGAAGCAGCAGAUUAAAGAGUUUACCAGCAAACCGUCGCACACUGCCAUCGAACCCAGAGGGAAUCAUUUGGCCUGGCAGACCUUUGACUCCAAGCCAGCCGCCCCAGCUGUACCAAUGAGCAGCGCCCCGGCCCCGCCAGCGGCAGAUACUAAACCCAGUCUGGCAGCAGUGCACGAGCAGGCAUUCUCGUCGCACGUGCUGGAGCCAAUAGAAGAACUUUCAGAGGAAGAAAAAGGAAGGGACAGCGAACAGAAACUAAGUAACCACAGGAUACAUUUAAGGAAGGUGUUGAAAAGUAACCCGACCUUCACAAAGGAAAUACGAACAGUCUUGGAGCAGAGUUUGGUAGAGAAGCUGGAAACCUUGGGGAUUGAUGCACAGAGCCGCAGCAUUUCAAGUGAGCACUUCAGCAGAGCGCUGAGGUCCCUGGAGAUGACGAGACGGGAACGAGAAAAGAAAAUCCCUAACAUCCAGCAGAUCCGAGACUACCUUGCAUAUCAGGUGGACCUGAAAGUCGAGGAGAGAACAUCAGUGUCUUCAGGGAAGCCCGUGACCAACGGGCAUUUUGUGGCUACAGAAAGGCCACGGAGAGUCUCCAGUGACAGCAUUGUCUCUGAGAAGCCCAAUGUCUCUCAAAUGGACACCCUUUCUACUGGCGAAAUACCCAAAACAAUCCAGCUUCCUCCCAAAAGCAGACAGCUGGUUAGACAGAGGCCUGUGUUUACGGACAAGACAUCUGUUCCCAAUAGUAAGAAAAGUAUAGAAGACCACCUCCCCAGAAAAUCUUCAACCCUCACGACCCCUCCCUUUAGCUCAGAAGAGGAGCUGGAGGAGGAGGAGAAUCUUGUCCAGGAGUUCACGCCCCUAGACUCGCUCCCUGUGCCUUCUGCUAAAGGCCUGAAGGACGGCCUCGGAAAGAAUGCCUUCCGGAGUGACACAGAGGGAAGUGAAAUGGACGACUCAGAUAUCUCCCCCAAGCCCACUGCCGGAACAGGAACGGGAACAGGAACCUCCAUUAAAACACUAACUGAGAAACUUGAAAAGACAGUUUCAAAUAAGCAAAAUGGGAAUAAGCCAGUUGGUGGGCUCAGCGUAGCUGAGGUGUUCGUCAGAAAAGAGCUGCAAGAAGAAGUCCAGUGUAUGGAUGUCGAUGACGAUGACUGGGACAUCUCCUCUUUAGAGGAAGAGAAACCUCUGGGGAAGAAAAACGGGCAGGACCCCAAGGAUCCACCAGCCAAGAAGAAGGACCCACAUCCUGCCCAAGUGCCGUGUGCCUGGGGUGCAGUCAGUUCCAAGGGCGUCCGGACUGAAGGACUCCAGGAUGAAUCGAGCACCAUGAAGAGCAGCCUGGUAACCAUAACUGACUGGAGCGACUCUUCAGACGUGUGACUAACCCCAUGAAUCAGAAGAUCCUUCCCGAAGCCAGGAAGUCCGGCAACGCAGUAUCUCAGCACCCUGUCCUCACACAAUCUUAAGGAUCCUACCUUCUUCCAGUGUUUAUUCCCCAUCGUUAGAAGGGAGCUGACGGAAAGUACAAGGACGUCACUUCCGCCGUACCUAAAACAGUAUUGACCCACAAAUCGUCAACAGUAUUUUGCAGCGUGCAAAAAUGUUUACGAUGACUUCUGCCUUUCAGAGAUAAUGUUGUCAUGGAAGUCAUAAAAAGCUUUCUCCCCUUUAGAACGUACUCGAGUGUUCUAAGUAUAUUUUUUCUUUCCAGCGAACUUUUCAAGUGAAAAAUGUUUUUUUUUAAACGUAGCAGGUUUCAGUUUGAAUUAAUUUAAAAACAAACAAACAAACAAAAAAAGUACUUUAUUACACUGUCCCAAUGGCAACUGUUUUGAUCAUAGAAUUCUGUUAGCAUCCUGGACAUUGAAUUCAUGGAAUCAGCAACAUUGGUAACAGUAGAUUGGUUAUUUGCCAUGUAGAUCUAAGUUUGCAUAAAAAAAAAGAAAGAAAAGAGAAAUAUAGCAUUUUCCAGAACUAUCUUGACGAUUUUCAGCUUUGAGCAUGUUGCUAUGAAAUAAUCAAUUUAGGACUCUGAAUACAGUUUCACCAGCAUACCCCUUACUUUGACUGGCUUAUGAUUAAAACGUCAGCUAUUUUAAAUGUCAGUUAAAAGAAAAGAGUAAGUCGUUACUGGGUUCAUACGUGUUAUGUAACCCCCCCCACACACACACACACGCAGGCUUUUUUACAAUGCCCAACCCAGAUUAUAAAAUACCUCAAAACCAAUUUAUUUUUUAACAGUGACCUUUGCCAACAGUUAAAAAGUUCAUAUCAACUGUUGUUUUCUGUGUCUUUUAUACUUUGUGGUACUAGCUGUACUGGUUAAAAAACAAAGUGCCAUUUUAACACUAGCUUAUUUGUUGGGUUUGGGGCCUUUUCAUUUUGUCACCUUUUCAAGUAAAGUCCUCCAUUCGA
This is a messenger RNA of Erinaceus europaeus (western European hedgehog), 4353 nucleotides long. It is a transcript of the gene DZIP1, whose product is annotated as DAZ interacting zinc finger protein 1. Lineage: Eukaryota; Metazoa; Chordata; Mammalia; Eulipotyphla; Erinaceidae. Gene Ontology annotation, cellular component: ciliary basal body; cytoplasm. The coding region runs from base 673 to 3318 and encodes 881 amino acids. The transcript has 23 exons. Gene Ontology annotation, biological process: cilium assembly. The record is from RefSeq and is a predicted model, not a curated record.